AUGUCGCGAACAGACCCGUUCGGAGACGAGCAUACCUCGCCCAUCUUGAAUCCUUCCCACCUUACUGGAUAUAGCAAUCGCACUCCUUCCCCUGGGCAACCACUAGAACAUGGCUACCAGCUCUCAGACAACCCAUAUGGGCCUCAGUCCCAUCUUCCCAUGCCAUCCAGUGAUCGCUUGGCCGAACAACCUACUUACUCGGUUGAUCAUGUCGAUAACUCUUAUGGCCAUCAUGAGACAUACGACGCACACCAUCCUUAUCCUGGUCACGAGUAUUCGGUUGACCCUGAAGCCCACCAUGACGCCUACUACACCCAACCCUACCAGCCUACACACACCCCACAUGACGAUUAUGACCUAGGCCAGUAUCCUGAGGGAGGACACACCCCCUUUGAAACCGACCAGCCCAUGCUGCAACCAAAUGAAAACCCCUUCGGGCCGGACCCGUAUACUGAGUUCCACGAUGAACCGGCACCGACGCCCAGCCCUGCGCCUAUCCGCCGUUGGAAGACGGUGAAAGAAGUCCAACUGUUCAACGGCAACCUCGUCUUAGAUUGCCCCAUUGCGCCGAAAUUGCUCAGCCAAGUACCUCACGCAGAGCCGCCAGGUCGCGAUGAAUUCACUCACAUGCGAUAUUCAGCAGCGACAUGCGAUCCUGCCGAUUUCUUCGAAGAGCGAUUUACCCUUCGUCAGAAGCUUUUCGCAAAGCCUCGCAACACCGAACUCUUCAUCGUCGUGACCAUGUACAAUGAAGAUGACUUUCUCUUCGCGCGAACAAUGUCUGGUGUGUUCAAGAACAUUGAUUACAUGUGUUCACGCACCAGCAGCAAAACGUGGGGCAAGGAUUCGUGGAAAAAGAUUGUAGUAUGUAUCAUUAGCGACGGCCGUGCCAAGAUCAACCCUCGGACACGCGCUGUGCUGGCAGCUCUGGGGGUGUACCAAGACGGCAUUGCGAAGCAGCAAGUCAACGGCAAGGACGUCACCGCCCAUAUCUACGAGUACACCACUCAAGUUGGGUUGGAGGUAAAGGGCACGCAAGUGCAUCUCAAGCCUCGGUCUGGGGCUCCAGUGCAGCUGAUUUUCUGUUUGAAGGAAAAGAACCAGAAGAAAAUCAACUCUCAUAGAUGGUUCUUUCAAGCUUUCGGUCGUGUCCUGGAUCCCAACAUCUGUGUCCUCUUGGAUGCGGGUACCAAACCUGGCAAGGACUCGAUCUAUCACCUCUGGAAGGCCUUUGAUGUCGAGCCAAUGUGCGGUGGUGCAUGUGGUGAGAUCAAAGUCAUGUUAUCACACGGCAAGAAAUUGCUGAACCCGCUGGUGGCUGGUCAAAAUUUCGAGUAUAAGCUCAGUAACAUUCUCGAUAAACCGCUUGAGUCUGCAUUCGGUUUCAUUACUGUGCUGCCAGGUGCGUUCUCCGCCUACCGGUUCGUCGCACUUCAAAACGACAAGAACGGUCAAGGUCCACUAGAGCGGUACUUCCUAGGCGAGAAGAUGCACGGUGCCAAUGCCGGUAUCUUCACGGCCAACAUGUACCUGGCUGAAGAUCGAAUCCUAUGUUUCGAGAUUGUCUCCAAGCGGAAGUGCCGAUGGCUCCUUCAGUACGUUAAGUCGUCGACUGGUGAAACCGAUGUGCCCGAUCAGAUGGCCGAGUUCAUUCUCCAGCGUCGUCGUUGGCUGAAUGGUAGUUUCUUCGCUGCAGUUUACGCCAUUGCCCACUUCUACCAGAUCUUCCGCAGUGACCACAGCUUCAUUAGAAAGUUUAUGUUGAUGAUUGAGUUCGUCUAUCAAGCAAUUGCGAUGAUUUUCGCGUGGUUUGGAAUUGGUAACUUCUUCUUGGUUUUCCAUAUCUUGACAACAUACUUGGGCUCAGAUGAUCUACUGGGCACUGCUGGUAAGGUUUUAGGCAUUGUCUUUGAAUGGCUUUACCUGGCAACUCUCGUUACAUGCUUCGUCUUAGCUCUCGGUAAUCGACCUGGCGGAUCCAACAAGUUCUAUAUGACCAUGGUCUAUUUCUGGAUCGUGAUCAUGAUAUAUCUUGCAUUUGCUGCCAUCUUCGUCACGGUCAAAUCGAUCCAAACAGAGGUGGCCUCAAACACCUUUACGGUCAGCCAACUUUUCACCAAUAAGACGUUCUUUUCUAUCAUCGUCUCACUUGGAUCGACCUAUGUCAUGUGGUUCCUCGCCUCGUUUAUCUUCCUGGAUCCAUGGCACAUGUUCACCAGUUUCAUUCAAUACAUCUUGCUCACGCCAACAUACAUCAACGUCCUCAACAUCUACGCCUUCUGCAACACCCACGAUAUCACAUGGGGUACCAAGGGAGAUGACAAGGCCGAGAAACUGCCCUCAGCGCACCUUAAGCCCGGCGGUAAGGUCGACGUCAAUAUCCCGCAAGACGACGGCGAUCUGAACGACCAGUAUGAGGCGGAAUGUGCCAAGUUCGCCACGAAGCCCCCUAAGGAGGUCAACAUUAUUUCGGAGGAAGACAAGCAAGCCGACUACUACAAGGGAUUCCGCAGUGCCGUCGUGCUCGCCUGGGUAUUCUGCAACUUUGCUCUUGGUGCCGUUGUUCUGAGCGCUGCUGGUUUGGAAACCUUUGAGGACUCAUCCACCAAUUCCGACGAUGCACAGACCGAACGCUCCAUGAUCUACAUGGAAGUCAUUCUUUGGAGUGUUGCUGCCCUUUCAAUGUUCAAGUUUAUAGGCGCAAUGUGGUAUCUGGUUGUUCGUAUGUUCCGUGGCGUUUGA
This is a messenger RNA of Penicillium expansum, 2742 nucleotides long. RefSeq lists its product as uncharacterized. Bases 1 to 2742 code for a protein of 913 amino acids. The record is from RefSeq and is a predicted model, not a curated record. NCBI's taxonomy places the organism in Eukaryota, Fungi, Ascomycota, Eurotiomycetes, Eurotiales, Aspergillaceae. Gene Ontology annotation, cellular component: cell septum; cell periphery. The transcript has 5 exons. Gene Ontology annotation, molecular function: chitin synthase activity.